This is a messenger RNA of Podarcis muralis (Common wall lizard), 743 nucleotides long. NCBI's taxonomy places the organism in Eukaryota, Metazoa, Chordata, Lepidosauria, Squamata, Lacertidae. The record is from RefSeq and is a predicted model, not a curated record.
UUCUCCCCUUUCCCCCUCUUUGUUUUCAAAGAAAAUGUAAAAGAAAUAUUUGGGCAGACUGUUAUUCACCAUCACAUCCCUUUCAAUUGGGACUGCGAGUUCAUUCGAUUGCACUUUGGCCAUAACAGGAAGAAACACCUGACAUACUCGGAAUUUACUCAGUUUUUGCAGGAGCUGCAGUCAGAACAUGCCCGGCAAGCGUUUGCACUGAAAGACAAGAACAAAACAGGCACGAUUACCGGCCUGGAUUUUGGCAGCAUCAUGGCUACAAUUCGUCCACACAUGCUCACUCCUUUUGUGGAGGAGAACUUGGUUUCAGCUGCAGGCGGAUCCAUUUCUCACCAAGUCAGCUUUUCGUAUUUCAACGCUUUCAAUGCCUUGCUGAACAACAUGGAGCUUGUUCGAAAGAUAUACAGCCUCAUUGCAGGUGCUAGAAAAGAUGUCGAGGUUACAAAAGAGGAAUUCUCUCAGUCUGCAAUCAAAUUUGGACAAGUUACACCUUUGGAGAUCGAUAUCCUUUUUCAGCUCUCCGAUUUGUAUAAUGCCUCAGGACGCUUGACGCUGGCAGACAUUGAGAGAAUAGCUCCCUUGGCUGAAGGAGCCUUGCCUUACAACUUGGCAGAACUUCAGAGGCAGCAAUCUUACGGUGAUCUGGGCAGACCUAUCUGGCUCCAGGCAGCUGAGUCGGCUUACAGGUUCACUCUGGGCUCAAUUGCUGGAGGUGAGUGACAUGUCUCUGUGUG